AUGUAUGCAGUGGUUCCAGUGACGUUGGAUGAGCAAGGCAGUGAUUGUUUUUAUAGUGAUAAACAACCGGCAGCUGCAGCUCCUCCGCGAAAUUCCCGAUGGAAUCCAACCCCGGAGCAGAUAAUGCACCUGGAGGAGCUCUAUCGAUCUGGGAUCAAGACACCGACGACCCAACAAAUCCGACAGGUGACUGCAGGGCUUCGAAACUAUGGGAGGGUUGAAGGCAAGAAUGUAUUCUACUGGUUUCAGAACCACCGAGCCAGGGAGAGGCAGAAGAGACGCCGUGAACUCAUGUCCAUGUAUCAGUCUGACUCUAAACAACAACAACAACAAACUUUGACUAACAACACAAUUAGCAGUCUCCACGACAAAGAAUCUGCAGGAGGUGACUUUGUUCGUUGUCUUGAAGUUGAGCAGCAGAAUAGGCGGACACUACCAAACUUAACUGUUCUUUCCGAUCAGGAAUCAUCUACAGUACUGCAAGAGAGGAUGAUGAGCAUGGUGAAAAGCAAUUCCUCCAAGCUACUUGUGGAACAAUCCGAUUCACCUGGAUCGACCUCAGACACAAACGCGUCAGCUACAGUCAUUUACACAAAGCUCUUGGACUUCCAUCACUAUUAUGAUUAUGGUAUGGUAUUGACUACACCCAGUAUUUACAAAGAAUUCAAAGAAGAAGAAGAAAGCAGAGAAACUCAAACUCUGGAGCUCUUUCCACUCGAGAGCGACAAUCUUAAAGGUGCUAAGGAUACCAAAUUACCUAUGAGCAGAACCGCAAGCACAGACACUACUUCAGAUUUCAUGGCAGACCAAUAUUAUUAG
Messenger RNA from Rosa chinensis, 819 nucleotides. Its product is annotated as protein WUSCHEL. Gene Ontology annotation, molecular function: DNA binding; DNA-binding transcription factor activity. The record is from RefSeq and is a predicted model, not a curated record. Gene Ontology annotation, biological process: plant organ development. Bases 1 to 819 code for a protein of 272 amino acids. NCBI's taxonomy places the organism in Eukaryota, Viridiplantae, Streptophyta, Magnoliopsida, Rosales, Rosaceae. The transcript has 3 exons.